This is a messenger RNA of Alligator sinensis (Chinese alligator), 4550 nucleotides long. RefSeq lists its product as uncharacterized. Gene Ontology annotation, biological process: protein phosphorylation. NCBI's taxonomy places the organism in Eukaryota, Metazoa, Chordata, Crocodylia, Alligatoridae. The coding region runs from base 203 to 4141 and encodes 1312 amino acids. The transcript is spliced from 19 exons. Gene Ontology annotation, molecular function: protein tyrosine kinase activity; ATP binding. The record is from RefSeq and is a predicted model, not a curated record.
UAACAACACUGCCUGGUUGGAGGGCUGCUGGUGUCAUCUGGAGCUUGGGCCACUGACCCCUAAACCCCAGGUUCAUUCUAAUGUGAAUCCACUGCUGAAUGUUACUGAAGAGCAGUGUAAGAGUAAAUGUGGUAGAUGGGAGGCAAGUUUUUGCUGUAGUCACAUACACACGCGCUGAAACCCUGAAGACAGCUUGGGAAGGAUGGACGACCUCAAUGAGCUGGAGGCCUGUACUGAGUGUGGAGAAAGGAAAUAUGGUGACAUCAUUUUUCAUAAACUCUACUGCUAUGACCUCUACAUCCCUUCAGCAGCUCCACCACAAAAUAAGAAGCAAAUUGAUGUAGACAAUUUCAUUGAUGAAAAGAUUGUGACAGUUCUGGAGAAGAAUGGCUUUCUCUGCUACCAUGGUUACAGGAAUUUCACUGGAGGAGAAAUGAUCAUACAGGCCAUAAGCAAACCCAUGAAGAUUAUCCCAGUAACUCUUAUACCAAUCUAUAAAGACCAUGAUUUCUUAAAACUUCAAGAUAUGCUUAUAACACCAGCAAUGUUGAAGAGAAUUGUGCUGCUUUUGUUUGAUGCUACUCAGACUGAACCUGUUCUCUUGCAAUGUUGUUACUCAAUAGACAUAAAUGACCCCCAGCUUUUACCCAAAAUAAUAAAAACCAUUGAACAUCAUAGGACACAAAUCCCAGUGAGCAGAAGAAAAGAGAGAGCUCUGGGGGAAGGGGACACAGAGUCUACUUCAUCCUCGUCCCUUUUUAUAGGCAGAGAAUCCCCUUUUGAAAGGUCAGCUAGAUCAAGGAUAUCCUUCAGGCCAUCAGGGAAAUGCCAGGGCACCAGUUACCAGAAGAGUUACUUAUCCUGGCCACAGAGAUACAAGGCGCACUCACACAGAGAAAUCAAAGACAUCUUGAAAGAUGUGACCUGUUUGCCAUUUCGUGAUCAAGUGGGUUGUUUGCUAAACUACUGUGAAGAUGCUAGAGAAGGGGUCAGAGCACAUGUCUGCCAAGCACUGAUCAGGACCAUGAGGAAAAACAUUUUGACUUUCUCUGGGAUGGCAGACUUGGAGGACUUUGAGCAGACAGUAGGAAUGCUUCUCCAAAACAACAGACUCGGCUCUCACCUGGAGCCUUGCCUUCAGCUGGAGAAGCUCUACUGUUGGACCCUGGCUCUGAUUUUCAUUAACGUCUCCAUGGUGUACAAUGUGAGGCUGAGGGCUAAGCUGCGGGCUCUGACUUUUACAAAACAAAACAUCCCCUCAAAGGAGAGAAAUUAUGAGCAUCUCUGCCGUAAUGCCUACAAGAAAAUCAAUACUGCAAUCUGCACUGCGGCUAAGAAACCCAAAGCCUGGCCAAAUUUCAUGGCGAUGUAUGUGAAGCACCUGAAACACUUCCUGCGGAUACUGGAGCAGAGAGUGUCUUUCACAAAUGAGAGAGUUCUGCAGUUCAAUUGCAUCCAGAAACAGCUGCAGAGGAUCCCCUGGGUAGUAAGACACAUUUUCAUCCUGGUUAUCACUGAGAAGGUUUUUGAAGAAAAGCUUCUUGAGAUUGGCCAUUUGUUCCUCUUUAAUGUCUGCACAAAGAUGGGGAAAAAGCACUGGGAGAUUUCCCUGGAAAUAGUUGAACGUGUUACUGAACAUAUCCAAGAGAGCCAUACUCCAGGAUCAGUAACGGAAUGUCUGAAAUGUCUCAUAAGCCUGUGGGAAUGGUGUGUGAGUGCUGACACCAAAGGAAAGAAAUGUUGGAUGAUGACAAUCCUAAAUCAUUGCUUCCAAAAACUGAUUUAUCAUCCAUUAAGUGAGGUUAGAAAUUGCAUUGCACCUCUGCUUUUCAGUGAAGGUGGUACCUAUGUCAACAUUACAGAGCUGGGAAACAACCUGAUCCCAGCCAGUCCCAAACUCAUGGAACCAGCUGUCCAAGAAUAUCUGAAGGUUAUCUUCCCAGAUCUAAUCAUCAGGGGACAACUGCAAGCCCAUUCCAGUUGCAUGAUAGCCCAAGGAACUGUAUCUACUGGAAAUGUACUGAUCUGCAUGGCUAAACAGCAGACUCUGAAUGACAUCCUGCAGACUAACUCUACUGAGAGUGGCAAUGAAAGAUUUCAAGAGGUGAUCAGAAUAGUGAAGCUGUGUCAAGUCAGCAAUUCCAUUGCCAGCCUGAAAAAGUUCAGUUCCUGCAGUGUGCCUCCAUUUUAUAUGUUGGAAGACGGGAAACCUCUUUUGACUUUCCUGCAGGAGGAGAGGAAUGGGCUCACACUGUCCAGUAUGGUAGGAAUAUUGAAAGACAUUGCCACAGCUGUCUGGUCUUGCCACCAGAGAAGGGUCCUACUUUGUGACAUAACUCCAGCCAGUUUCGUUGUGUUCACGGAAAAGGGAGGUGAAGGUGGAUCUCUUCAAAUCCAGACAAAGCUGUCAAAUUUCUUCAGUGUGAAGAUGACUCCUGAGGAAGAAGACGGAGAUUACAGAGAUGAUUGUCCAUAUGAAACCUUUAAGCCCUGGCAGCUCACAGGAGAUAGCGAAGAACCUCUGUCUGUGUAUUUCAGUGCUCCUGAGUCCUUGACACGUCACGUCUUCUCCACCUUCUCUGAUACAUGGAUGGUAGCUGCUACGUUUUAUUCAGUUCUCCUUUAUGGGGCACAAACCUACUUUGAGCUCAGCCACCUGCCUGUUUCCAAAUUCAUAGAUGAGAUCUGCAAAGGACACCAAGCUCAAAGACCAGAUUCCAUACCACUGAAGCUAUGGGAAGUAAUAGCAGCUAACUUGCUUCAUCUUGACAUAGAGCGCAUGUCCAUGGACGUAUUGUUAGAGCAUCUGGAAAACUACAAGAGCUCCUUGGGGCCAGAUCUGAAUAGGCUGCAUGAGGUAAAGAGUGGAUUCUCUCCCAUCUGUGCUGAGGAUAUUAAAAGGGGCUGCUUUGAUAGCAAAGGAAGCUUCAAAGAGUGGGAUGCACCAAAUAGAUUUCUGAGCACAUGUCAAGAUAUUACUGAACAGAAGGAGGGCUGCCUUCAUGAGCUGGUAUCAUUCAAAAUGAACCAUAUGACCAGGAUGACCGUAUGCAUGUUAGAUCACAGGAACUUGCUGUCUGUAAAGGAAAUCUUGAACUGCUUCCCUGCAACCAAGCUGAUCUCCAGGUCUCUUGGUGACUAUACUGAGUCCUUAGACCAGGUGGCUUGUAACAUGGAUCAUGGCAAACUUCUCUCCUGCCUGGAGCAGGUUGCUUCUGCUAUGAUGUACCUUCAUUCCAGCAAGAUCAUACACUGUGAUCUGCGAUGCAGUUAUAUUUAUGUUAAUUGUGGUCCCAGUUUCUCUGAGGUGGUGGCAAAAGUUGGUCGUUUGGGAAGAGCAGUCUGUCUGCCAGAUACAGGGUCUGAAGGCAACCUCUUUGUCCCCUACGUGCGCAAAGUCAUGCCCGUUGACGCUGCAAAAUGGUCUGCCCCAGAAGUGAGAAAUGGUGGACUGUAUUCCCGGGCAUCUGAUGUUUUCACCUUUGGACUUGUGGUCUGGGAAGCAUUAACAACACGUUUUACCAAUUUGCAUAUGUACAAGCUGUUGAAGCCUUUCCACUUACUAAACAGCAAGGAGGUUUUGAAAUUUACAGAGGAAAUUCUGAAAUUUACGGACGAAGAAAAUAUCAGCGAUAAGGAAUUGGAAAAGGUUAUUCCAUUAAUUCUGUGUAUGAAAGCCUGCUGGAAUUCUAACCCAACCAGAAGACACCCCUUCUCCUCCAUUUUAGAGCUGGUAAUGGAAGCAAAAGAUGCCUACAGGGUGUCCGAUGACUUAUACUACAACACCACAUCUGUGCCUUCGGUUGCAAAUGAGGACAUAUACGACUCAGUUUACUUCAGGAGUGAAACACCAAAGGAGGAUGUAUACAGCUGUAUCUCCGACCCUGACCCUGCUGAUGGUCAUGCCAAUGACAACUUUUCAGUCUAUGAUGAUGUGGCUGGACCUGAACCCUUAGAAGGGAGCUCACUUUAUUUCUCUAAGAAAGAGAAGUGGGGAGAAGUUGUUAGUGAAUUUGAGACGGGAAAAGGAAUAGAGAGGAGUCCAGUCUCUUUUUAUAACCCCAAACAAGCCGGUAUGUAUGCUGAUACUGGCAUUAAUUGGAAGAAGAAAUUGAAAAGUGGGAAAAGCAGGAUGUUAUAAUUCUGUGCCAGGUGGGUGACUUGUGGUUGCAAAAAUGAUAGUGAUGGAAAGGCUGAACAGAACACCAGUCUCUCCAUAAUGUUGCUUAAUAUACUAGUCCAGGGUUCAGCAACCACUGUCAUGCAUGCCAGAGCAUGGCACAUGAGGCCAUUUUGCUCUGCAUGCCACAGCUGGUCUGGGCUUGGGGCAGCUGCUGCCAGCCACUGACCCGGGGCUGCUCACAGAAGGUGGCAAGGAGGCUGCAAGCCCUGCUGUGAACAGCCUGGGCUCCAUGGCAAGGAGCAGUUGCCCAGAGCCCAAGCCAGGUGUGGGAGGCAGCCAUGAACCUUUAAGGAGUUGCACUGGGGUCCUGAGUCCCAGCCUGGCUUGUUGCCAUGUGCGCCUUGGGGACCACUGUGGGGAAGGGGCC